This is a messenger RNA of Tachyglossus aculeatus (Australian echidna), 1865 nucleotides long. RefSeq names its product DExD-box helicase 39A (gene DDX39A). Gene Ontology annotation, molecular function: RNA helicase activity; ATP binding; RNA binding. The record is from RefSeq and is a predicted model, not a curated record. The transcript has 11 exons. Lineage: Eukaryota; Metazoa; Chordata; Mammalia; Monotremata; Tachyglossidae. Gene Ontology annotation, biological process: mRNA splicing, via spliceosome; mRNA export from nucleus. The coding region runs from base 254 to 1576 and encodes 440 amino acids.
UAAGUUAGAACCGUCUAUCAGGUUUAUGGUGGACAGAGGCCGAAUCAACGGCUAAAGCAAAUUAGACCCAUCGGACAGGUUCGGGCUGGGCAGAGGCCGAACCGGUGGGAGGUAACUUAGACCCAUCGCUGAGGUUCCGGGUGGGCAGAGGCUGAACCAGCGUGAAAAUAUUAGACCCAUCGAUCAGGUCACCCUGUUGAGGCUAUUUGCUUGAACCAUUACUUUGCCCGCUCCUGCCCCCUUUGCGAGCAGAAUGGCUGAACAAGGCAUAGGAAGGGAUUUGCUGGACUAUGAAGAUGAUGAUGACCUUCAGAAUAUGGUAGUAGAGCCCUACGGUCUUGGCCAGAAAUCAGUGAAGGGCUCCUAUGUUACCAUUCACAGCUCUGGCUUCCGAGACUUCCUACUGAAGCCUGAGCUUCUGAGAUGCAUUGUGGACUGUGGCUUUGAGCAUCCCUCUGAAGUCCAAUUCGAAUGUAUCCCCCAGGCCAUUCUGGGGGUGGAUCUACUGUGCCAAGCCAAAUCCGGCAUGGGGAAAACUGCAGUCUUUGUACUAGCCACCCUGCAGCAGUUAGAACCCAUUGAUGGUCAGGUUGGUGCCCUUAUAAUGUGUCAUACCCGGGAAUUGGCUUUUCAGAUCAGUAAAGAAUUUGAACGCUUCUCCAGAUACUUGCCCAAAGUUAAAGUGGCUGUUUUUUUCGGAGGCUUAUCCAUCAAAAAGGAUGAAGACGUUCUAAAGAAAAACUGCCCCCACAUUGUGGUGGGAACACCUGGGCGGAUCUUGGCCCUCGUACGUAAUAAGAAACUCAGCCUGAAGUAUUUGAAGCACUUCGUGCUGGAUGAAUGCGACAAGGUGUUAGAGCAGCUGCCUAUGCGGCAGGAUGUACAGGAGAUCUACCAUCUGAUGCCUCGUUCAAAACAAUGUAUGAUGUUCAGUGCCACCAUGAGCAAGGAGAUCCGGCCUCUCUGCAGGAAAUUCAUGCAUGAUCCCAUGGAGAUUUUCGUGGAUGAUGAAAAAAAACUGACACUACAUGGGUUACAACAGUUUUAUGUGAAUUUGAAGGACAACGAGAAGAACUACAAACUUUUUGACCUCUUGGAUGCCCUGGAGUUCAACCAGGUCGUCAUCUUUGUGAAGUCAGUGCAACGUUGCAUAGCCCUCUGUCAGCUUUUAUUAGAACAGAAUUUCCCAGCUACUUCUAUCCAUAGAGGCAUGGUACAAGAAGAGAGACUGUCUCGGUACCAGCAAUUCAAGGAGUUUGAGAGCCGUAUAUUGGUGACUACCAAUCUCUUUGGCCGUGGGAUGGACAUUGAGCGGGUCAAUGUCGUCUUCAAUUAUGAUAUGCCUGAGGAUUCCGACACCUACCUGCACCGGGUGGCCCGGGCUGGUCGCUUUGGAACCCGUGGGAUGGCCAUCAGUUUUGUCACCAGUGAAGCAGAUGCCAUGGUCUUAAGGGACAUUCUGAAACGCUUUGACAUCAGUUUGCAAGAACUCCCAAAGGAAAUGCACGUCACAAAGGAUUAUGAGACUUUCUCUGUAUCUGAGAUGGAAGCAAUUGACCAAGGGUCACAGAUGUGAAAGUCGGGGUCCAUUGCUGCCACCAUAUCUGUUGCUUUUCAAGUGACGACGAGUGUAUUUAAUUUUUUAGAAUUCAGAUUGAGGUUUUGUGAGACCACUUUUAACAACCAAAAUCCCCUCUCUCUUUUCCACCAGCCAUUGGUUUGCAGUUGAUGAAAGCAUUUAACCAUCAGUUGGCAGAGGGGAAAGUUGGGGCAUCAUGUCAAUUGCUUUGCUUUCUGCUUUUUGAAGAGAGGAUGGGUUGAUUUCAUUUUUCUGUUGUCAAGAUGAGAUUUAAUGAGAAUAAAGU